Oncorhynchus mykiss (rainbow trout) is the source of this 1041-nucleotide messenger RNA. NCBI's taxonomy places the organism in Eukaryota, Metazoa, Chordata, Actinopteri, Salmoniformes, Salmonidae. The record is from RefSeq and is a predicted model, not a curated record.
AUGGGGCCACCAUGUUGCAACGGUGCAGAAAAUAACUCAGCCCCAGCCUCUGCCCUAGCAUCAGCAUCAGCCCCUGCCCCAGCCUCUUCCCCAUCCCUAGCCUCAGCCCCAACCUUUUAUCCUGCCUCUGCACCAAUCUUUGCCCCAGCCCCAGCCUCUUACCCAACCAUUUCCCCAGCCCCAGCCCCAACCUUUGCCCCAGCCCCAGGCUCUUAUCCAAUCUUUGUCCCAGCCCCAGACCCAGCCCCAGCCUAUUAUCCAAUAUUUGACCCAGCCCCAGCCUCUUAUCCAAUCUUUGACCCAGCCCCAGCCUCUUAUCCAAUCUUUGUCCCAGCCCCAGCCUCUUAUCCAAUCUUUGACCCAGCCCCAGCCUCUUACCCAAACUUUGUCCCAGCCCCAGCCUCUUUCCCAACCUUUGUCCCAGCCCCAGCCUCUUACCCCAUCUUUGUCCCAGCCCCAGCCUCUUAUCCAAUCUUUGACCCAGCCCCAGCCUCUUACCCAAACUUUGUCCCAGCCCCAGCCUCUUAUCCAAUCUUUGUCCCAGCCCCAGCCUCUUAUCCAAUCUUUGACCCAGCCCCAGCCUCUUACCCAAACUUUGUCCCAGCCCCAGCCUCUUUCCCAACCUUUGUCCCAGCCCCAGUCUCUUACCCAAUCUUUGUCCCAGCCCCAGCCUCUUAUCCAAUCUUUGACCCAGCCCCAGCCUCUUACCCAAACUUUGUCCCAGCCCCAGCCUCUUACCCAACCUUUGUCCCAGCCCCAGCCUCUUACCCAACCUUUGUCCCAGACCCAGCCCCAACCUUUGCCCCAGCCCCAACCUUUGUCCCAGCCCCAGCCUCUUACCCAAUCUUUGUCCCAGCCCCAGCCUCUUACUCAAACUUUGUCCCAGCCCCAGCCUCUUACCCAACCUUUGUCCCAGCCCCAUCCUCUUACCCAACCUUUGUCCCAGCCCCAGCCUCUUACCCAACCUUUGUCCCAGACCCAGCCCCAGCCUCAGCCUUAACAAGGUCCGUACUCCCCCUUUUACAGCAGGCCGUCCUUUAA